Suillus paluster is the source of this 1047-nucleotide messenger RNA. RefSeq lists its product as uncharacterized. The transcript has 3 exons. The record is from RefSeq and is a predicted model, not a curated record. NCBI's taxonomy places the organism in Eukaryota, Fungi, Basidiomycota, Agaricomycetes, Boletales, Suillaceae. The coding region runs from base 274 to 930 and encodes 218 amino acids.
CAGUAACGAGUGAUUGCCUUGAACCUCAGGUCUCAUCCAUAUGUCUCGAGAGCUCAAUUGCAAGAGACUGCAAGUCGGGCCUUACGACAGGAGGAGGCAAUGAUCGGGAACUUUGAUCUGGGCAGACCAAAUUGUAAUCCAGAGCACGUGGGAUGACACACUCGGAGAUUUCCAUCGCCAAUUAUAAAGGUCGUAUGACUGAUCUUAAAAUCUAAACACUGCUCUCCUUUCUUCUACUCACUCACUCUCCAUCUCCUAUAUACCACAGUCAAUAUGAAUCAAGAUAAUGUCGAGAAGGACGAUUCAGUGAAGCAUUCUCAGCCAAUUCCGAUGGUUACUCAUCAUUGGAGGCACCGCUCUACCUCAGUUUCGUCGGACGCGUCGACCUUUCCCGGCGGGUCGCCCCCGCAACUGCAGACCCCAUUGAGCGCCAACUCUCCCCGUGUUCCAGUUGCUUCCCCAUCUAGUUCUCCUAUCCUUUCUUUCCUGUCCCAGUCCCCAACCUCAAAAUCCCCAUCUUCGCAUUCUUACCGUGGAUUUGGUGGACAGCCUUCGUUUGAUGAGGACACUCCCGAGGAACUUCCAGCAACUAUUCAUGCCCGUCGAUCCGGCACGUCUGGGCUGUUUGCACCCGCUCCACCUGUCCCUGAUGGUCAUCACGACCGUGGAGCUGGGUUGUUAAGGCGUCUUUCGCUUGGAAGCGCACUUGCAAAGCCUCCCAAUGUGAAUGAUCUUCGCUCCCGAAGUCCCUCGAGUCCCACUGUCCCACCUAACUCCGCAAUCUCCCCUACCAUGUCAACUUUACCCGUAUUUGCUGUUCGCAGGGCAAAGCGCUCAGCGACGGUGAGCAUUGAUCCUGGACGCCAACGUCGCGCGCCUUCUCCCAUGGGCGAGAGGAUCCUGAAGGGUCAUUUCGACGGCUUCAAUUGACAGGCUCGAUGCUCAUCAUCAUCAUCAUCAUCAUGUCCUUGCCUUUCAUAUACCCUCUCGCGCGAACAUUGUUCUCGUCGUUCUCAAACCGUAUCCCAUCAAUAAUGUCCUUGAUUG